AUUCAUUUAUUCAUAUCCAAAAAAAGAUAUGCAAUUAUCCAUACAUCGAGAUAAGUGACAGGUCCACUAAAAAUUUCCAUUUCCAAUUCCUUGUAAAUAAUCUCUACCAAGUCAACCAUAUUCUUACAAAGCCAUGUGCCUUUCAAAGUCAUAAACUUCCAAUCUCCCCCCCCCCCCCCCACGUCAAGGGCAUAUAUACGCGACAACCGAACCUGUCUUACAAUGAAUGCGCACGCCCUCCUGACCGCCCAAGGGUGGCGGGGCACCGGGCACACUCUCCACCCAACCAGCGACAGCACGGGACUCGCCCACCACAUCCUGAUGAAACGCAAUAGCGAUGGUAGCGGCCUUGGUAGUAAAAAGGCCGAACACAAAGUUGAAGCGUGGUGGCUCAACGCUUUUGAUCAAGCGCUCAAGGGAAUCGAUACCAAGACCGGAACCAUGAAACAAACCCUGAAAGGCGGCGCCCUGGAAAAGAUCACUGCGAAGAACGCCCUGAGCAAGUACACAGGCAAUCGAGGUCUGUACUCGUCCUUUGUGAAGGGCGGCUUUAUAGAGGGGACCGUGGGAAUGAAUGUGACAACGGGCUUACCGACACCGCCCGAUAGCGGCACGGGAACACCUGUCGCGACUGUUAGUACGGAUGGGGAGGAGACCAAAGAGGAGAGAAAGGAAAGGAGGGAAGCGAGAAGAGAAGCCAAGAGUAUAAGAAGGUUAGAGAAGGCGGCGAAAAAGACGGCGAAGAAAAAGGCAGAAGAGCGCGUCGUGAAGAAGGUCAAGGCUGAGGGCAAGAAAACUAGAAAGGCAGAGAAGGAGCAAAUGAAGGCCGGAGAGACUAAGGAGGAACGCCGCGCCAGAAGAGACGCGAGACGCAAGCGAAAAGAAGACAAGAGACAACACAAGACAGCAUCUGGUGGAUGAGCGAACAAUGUAGUGCUAUGGAUUCUCCAAGAUACAUUCACCGAUAGACUCAAGUCUUCGCCCUGCCUAAGUCCUCGCUCCCCUAAUCCAUCGGAAAGAAG
This is a messenger RNA of Hypoxylon fragiforme, 1022 nucleotides long. RefSeq lists its product as uncharacterized. The transcript has a single exon. The coding region runs from base 223 to 921 and encodes 232 amino acids. The record is from RefSeq and is a predicted model, not a curated record. NCBI's taxonomy places the organism in Eukaryota, Fungi, Ascomycota, Sordariomycetes, Xylariales, Hypoxylaceae.